AUGGCGGCUUCCCUGGUAGGCUGCCAUCGGCCGGCAUUGGGCUUCACCCUCGGCUUUCGAGCAGCCAGGUCGUUGUUUCCUGCACUGGAUUCCGUCGCCAGCCGGGUUCCCCCAUGGUCAGGCCGUUUGCAGAGUACUGGACCUGCGGAACCUGGUGCCUUCAGGCCGCCUCCCAAACCCGUGAUCUCGGAUAAACGCCGCCCGCGGGACGAAAGCAGGUUUUUGAGUCCUGAAUUCAUUCCUCCAAGGGGAAGAACAAAUCCUCUGAAAUUUAAAAUAGAAAGAAAAGACAUGUUAGAAAGAAGGAAAAUACUUCACAUUCCAGAGUUCUAUGUGGGGAGUAUCCUCCGUGUUACCUCGGCUGACCUGUAUGCCAGUGGCAAAACCAACCAGUUUCUGGGCAUUUGUAUUCAGAGAUCAGGAUCAGGACUUGGAGCCACUUUCAUUCUUAGAAACACUAUUGAAGGACAAGGUGUUGAGAUUUGUUUUGAACUUUAUAAUCCUCGGAUCCAGAAGAUCGAAGUGGUCAAGUUAGAGAAGCGUCUGGAUGAGAGUUUGCUGUACUUACGGGAUGCCCUUCCUGAGUAUAGCACUUUUGAUGUGAACAUGAAGCCAGUAGCAUAUGAACUUAACCAAGAAGUUCCUGUUAAUCAGCUGAGAGUGAAAAUGAAGCCCAAGCCCUGGUCUAAACGCUGGGAACGUCCCAACUUUAAUAUUAAAGGCAUCAGGUUUGAUCUUGCUUUAACUGAAGAGCAAAUGCAAGAAGCUCAGAAGUGGAGUCAGCCGUGGCUUGAGUUUGAUAUGAUGAGGGAAUAUGAUACCUCUAAGAUCGAGGCUGCAAUCUGGGAAGAAAUUGAAGCAUCAAAGAAGUCCUGAUUCUUAUGAUGAGACUGGUUAACAUCUGAGGAUGUUCUGACUUUCUAGAGAGCAAAACAUUAAUUUCUCAGAGGACAAUCAUAACAUCAAGAAACAUUCUUCAACUUAUUAGGCUUUUAUUUUAUUU
This is a messenger RNA of Suncus etruscus (white-toothed pygmy shrew), 1003 nucleotides long. It is a transcript of the gene MRPL19, whose product is annotated as mitochondrial ribosomal protein L19. Gene Ontology annotation, biological process: translation. The coding region runs from base 1 to 876 and encodes 291 amino acids. Gene Ontology annotation, cellular component: mitochondrial large ribosomal subunit; ribosome. NCBI's taxonomy places the organism in Eukaryota, Metazoa, Chordata, Mammalia, Eulipotyphla, Soricidae. The record is from RefSeq and is a predicted model, not a curated record. The transcript has 6 exons. Gene Ontology annotation, molecular function: structural constituent of ribosome.